Molecule: messenger RNA, 1163 nt
Organism: Aspergillus japonicus CBS 114.51
Lineage: Eukaryota; Fungi; Ascomycota; Eurotiomycetes; Eurotiales; Aspergillaceae
Exons: 3
Coding region: 1-828 (275 amino acids)
Source: RefSeq, a predicted model, not a curated record
AUGAUUUCGGCUCAACGUUCCAACCAGGGGACCGAUGUUGAGAACCUUGCGAAGAACUGGAACGUCAUUAACAAGCGCUGCGCACUUUUCAACAUCCUAGUGAAUGACACGCGCCUCUUCGCAGGACUCAGCAAAGGUAGCCCGUUCUAUUUCCGAGGUCGACGUGUGUGCCGUCUGGCAAACUAUGUCAUGUUUAUUUACCACGAAAGAGCCAUUGACCCCACAGAAAGCCGGACACCUACCCCUGUCGGUUAUCUGCAGUACAACUCCAUCCAUGGAGCACGUCGAAAGCUAUUCGAAGCUCGUCCAGGUCCGAGGGGAGAGAGAAACCGGCCUGGUGGCACAUUAUGCCGGAAGCGCAUGCAACAGAUAACUCCGGAAGAAUGGACGGAGGACGCGUAUUUCGUGUGUCCCCUCCUAGCCCUCGCGCAGUCUGAGGAGCAGCGGCGAGUUGAGUCAAGCCCGGCUACUUUUACUUCUCGUCUUCUCGUGACGGAAGUAGCAGAUAAAGAGAAGAUAGUCCUCUACGAGGCUGACAUUACAACGGAGCUUCUAGAUGGGUUCAAGAAUCCGAAAGAGGCAGAUCGUCCUAUGAAUUGGCCCACCGUUAGACGCAAGAAGGUACCAUACCAGCCUUACGAUACCUUCCCUGAAAGGAUGAUGGCAGAGCUCCAGACGCCUGCAUUCUCGCCACUUGAUGGAACCAGUUCGAUACCCGACAGUUCGGUGCCAGACAUGGACGGUAAGACUCCAAGAGGUCAGAAACGGCCGCACGAUGCAGAAGAGGAUGCACCAUGCAAGCAGACACGGAUCUCCGACACAUCAUAGCUGAACCGACGUCAACACUAAUAAGAUGCUUGAUGAUCAGAAUAGUCAAAUAAUUAAUGUAUACGAGCCAUAGCAGCCGUAAAAUCCUCUGUGAUUCUUGCUUAAAUAAGAGACCCAAGCCAAAAUGGGAUGGUUAACAAUUGAUUAACAGAUUGAGCGUGGUCAGACUGUACUAUGAUUCUCGCCCGGGGCCUUUAUCUGCCGAGAAACUGGUGCAUAUGACCCGAUUCUCCUCACCAACUCUGCCCUCGCCUCUGGCAAGAAGACUGGCAUCGGAUUAUCUGCCCAAGCAUUACCUAAGGUGCCAUUUAGUGGUGGGACCAUGUUCAUCUAAG